AUGGUUGGUCAACGUACGUACACGGUCAGCCGUCUGCAGCCAAAAACAGCCAAUCACGUGCUGCGAUACAGCACACAAGGCAGUUGGGUUAACAGACUGCAUAAGCGGGAAUCAACACAAAAUUCGACGGCAUGGAGCAACCAGACUAUUAUAUUUGCCUCGUACACUUUGCUGUGUGUAAACAAACCGCGACACUUGACUAACUUGAAACGCAAUGAAGUGAGUCGUGACGACCAUCGUUACUUGAAGCAAGUGGAGAUGCGCGAGGAAGGUGGAACGCCCUCUAUUGUCGGGGCAGUGCGAGCUGGUUUGGUCUUCCAACUCAAGGAGGCCAUAGGGGCAGAUAACAUCAUGGCCAGGGAACAUGAAUUAUGCAGGAAAGCCCUGUCAAAAUGGACAGAUUGCACCAAUCUCGUCCUGCUAGGCAACACAGUGGUUCCCCGUCUGCCCAUUUUCUCAUUUCUUAUCCGCCACCCGACAACCGGUCAAUUUUUGCACCACAACUUUGUCUGUGCUGUUCUGAAUGAUGUGUUUGGUCUACAGGCGCGAGGAGGAUGUGCAUGCGCUGGCCCCUAUGCCCAGGAUUUGCUUGGCAUUAAUGAGAAGCUCGCCAAAGAAAUUGAGGCAGCGUUACUUGAAGAUGGUCGACUUGACAGAGUGCAUCUGCGACGCUAUACGGAAUACUCGGAGAAAGAGAUUCUCAGACCUGGUUUUGUCCGCAUCAAUCUGCCAUAUUUCAUGAGCGACGACUGCGUGGACUUUGUGAUUGAAGCUGUUACCAUGGCAGCACAGCAUGCAUGGAAACUGCUCCCUCAGUAUAUUUUCAAUCCAGAGACAAGUGAAUGGAAGCAGAGGGGACACCAAGUUUUCCAGGACAGACGAUGGUUAGGAUCGAUCAAUUAUACAACGGGGAAGCUGGCUUACCCUGAACCCAACGUGAAGAAGACUAAAGGACGGCUGCCAAUAGAUUAUAAGGACUGCCUGAAGCUUGCAGAGGAAAUAUUUAAGAGAGCAGAAAAGGUCAGAGUCCAGUUACCAGACCAGACAUUACUGUUUGACGAAAAGGCUUCAGAGCUCCGUUGGUUCAUGCUGCCUAGUGAGGCUAGAGAUCUCCUAGGCAGUAGUACAUCACAACUACAAGGCCAUGAUAAUACUAAAAAACUUCCUUUUGAGCCCAUCAAGUACAAAGAAAGUUUCAGGGUCGAUAAUGUGGAGAAGAGAGGAGGUCAGAUUCAGGAAGUCUCUUUGGAGGAGAGGUUUGCCGAGGAGGAUCGUCUCAAGAAGUCAUCGGAAGACUUGACCAGAACUUUGGGUGGUUCUGUCUUAGAACACACAAGAAUCCUUGUAAGUGUAGAGUCAAAAGAUGAUUGUACAUCGUCAUGUGCAGAGUUGUUUCUAAAAACCGUUGAGGAAGGAUUCGUUGGUGAGAGUGGCGAUAGAUGGCCUGAAUCAUCUACGAUCACAAACAGAACUGACGAUGGGGUUGAAGGUCAUAGGGACGAUACGAUGGUGGAUGCUGUGAGUGACCCUCGGACGGAUUUGCUGCAAGAAUCAGUUUGUGAUCUUGACAAAGCUGCCAGUCGCAACAGCUCGUUGUGCAUCGGUGACAAAUCUGGAAUUGAGAGAAAUUUGACAAGCGGUCAAUGCAGGGUAUCAAAUGUUGAGGAAGACCUAUCGGAAGUAAACAAUCUAACCAAACUGACAAAUAUUGGAAUUAAUGAAUCACUCUCUAGGUCUGCCGUAGCGCAUCCCAGACCCUCAGCUGUUAAUUCUUCCAUCGUUGUAACAACCCCGCAAACAGAUAGCUCUGCGGGUAACGCUGCGUUGUCUUUAGCAUCAGAAAAAAUCGAUAACAAACCUUAUGCACUAAGUCCUAAAUCCAACCAUUUUGUAUCAAAUUUGGAUCAACUACAAAAAGCGGGGAGUAAUCAUCCAAUAGAAACCCAUCACUCUGUGGAUAGCUCUGUUGAAUCUGACGAUAAAAAACCAGGAGGUUCCACUGCAUUAACUUCAUCCAAAGAAGAAGAUACCACACAAGUUGAAAAUGGAUCUGUGGAACCACAAAGGACAACGACUGGUGUUCCAAAGAAAACUGAGAGCAGGAAGAGUGGAAUUCCUGGAAGCAAAUCAGGUUUUCAAAAACCACCAAAGAAUAUCUUUAAGCCGACAGUACAGGCCCUUGAGGAAUACAAGAUGAUAGAAGAUGGAGAUCGCGUCUUGGUGGGUCUCUCUGGAGGCAAAGACAGUCUCUCACUUCUACAUACACUCAGACAGUACCAAUUCUACGCAAAAAGCAAGGGAAUCUGUUUUGAGAUUGGUGGGGUAACAGUUGACCCACAGACAUUGGCCUAUGACCCUCGACCUCUAAUACCAUAUUUGGCCAACCUGGGAGUGCCAUACUUUUACGAGGAGCAGAGUAUCAUAGACACCGCGUCAAGUCUGGAAGGAGGUUGUGAUUCCAUCUGUAGCUUUUGCUCAAGGAUGAAGCGAGGUCGUCUUUAUGCCUGCGCUAGGAGAGAAGGGUACAACGUCCUGGCCAUGGGGCAACAUCUUGAUGAUUUAGCGGAGAGCUUCCUGAUGUCUGUUUUUCACAAUGGUCUUCUGCGAACUAUGAAAGCCAACUAUACAGUCAAGGAAGGUGAUCUGAGGGUUAUCAGGCCAUUUGUUUACACCAGGGAAAGAGAUCUCAGAGAUUUUGCAGAAAAGGCCCUCCUUCCAGUGAUACCAGAGAACUGCCCAGCGUGCUUUGAGGCACCGAAGGAACGUCACCGUACCAAGCAACUGCUUGCAUCUCAGGAAUUACUGUUCCCUAGACUUUAUAACAGUCUGCAGGCUGCAAUGAAACCAAUGAUGGCUAAAAACAGGACUGGAAUGGAGUCUAGUCGCACUAAAGAAGACUUCUUUCAAGAUGGUGAGAUGUGAUUGAUUAGUCUCAAUAUCAGCCGGAUGGCUUCAAUGAAACCAAUGAUGGCUAAAAACCAGACUGGAAUGGAGUCUAGUCGCACAAAGGAAGAUUUCUUCCAAGAUGGUGAGAUGUGACUAAUUAGUCUCUAUACCAGCCUGCAAGCAGCAGCAAUAAAACCAAGGAUGGCUAAAAACAGGACUUGAAUGGAGUCUAGUCGCACUAAAAAAGACUUGUUUCAAGAUGGUGAUAUGUGAUUGAUUAGUCUCAAUAUUAGCCUGAUGGCUUCAAUGAAACCAAUGAUGACUAAAAACGAGACUGGAAUGGAGUCUAGUCGCACAAAGGAAGAUUUCUUCCAAGAUGGUGAGAUGUGACUAAUUAGUCUCUAUCCAAGCUUGCAAGCAGCAAUGAAACCAGUGAUGGCUAAAAAUAAAAACAGGACUGGAAUAGUCUAGUCGCACUAAAGAAGACUUCUUUCAAGAUGUGAGAUGUGAUGGACGAAUCUCGAUACCAGCUUGCCAGCAGCAAUGAAUCGAUGAUGGCUAAAAACAAGACUGGAAUAGAGUCUAGUCGCACUAAAGAAGAAUUCUUUCCAGAUUGUGUGAUGUACUUGAUUAGUCUCUAUACCAGCCUGCAAGCAGCAGCAAUGAUGGCUUAAAACCAAACUGGAAUCGCGUCUAAUCGCACAAAGAAAGAUUUCUUUCAAGAUGGUGAAAUGUGAUAGAUUGGUCUCAAUACCAGCCUGCAAGCAGCAAUGAAACCAAUGAUGGCUAAAACCAGACUGGAAUGGAGUCUAGUUGCACAGAGGAAGAUUUCUUCCAUGAUGGUGUUAUGUGAUUGAUCAGCCUGAAAGCAGCAAUGAAACCAUUGAUAGCUAAAAACCAGACUGGAAGAGUCUAGUCGAUUAAAUAAGUUUCUUGAAAGAUGGUGAAAUGUGAUUGAUUAAUUGUCUCAAAAUACCAGCCUGAAAGCUAAGAAACUGCACUGGAAUUGUGAUAUUUAAUAAAUUCCUCAAAAGCUAGUCUUUUCUGCCAGCCUGCAUACUGCCUUGUGACUAAUAAAUGGUUGAAAACCCUACAUGUUGACUUCCAUGAUCAGUUCUUUUAUGUCAUCUGAAUUUUUACUGAAACCUUAUAAUUAUUUAUAUGAGUUUACAAAAAUUCAAUACUUACAUUUAUCAAUAUUAUUAAAGUCUGCUUAUUUAUUUACAAGGAAAUAUUGACAUACAUUAAAUCAAUUUCAAUACAUCUAAAAUAAAGAAGAAAAAGACAAACUUUAGGAAAGCAAUUUUUAAAAGUAUGACACUCAUGGUAUUUUAACCUGUACAUGGAAUAUAUCAGUCAAACAAAAACUAAAAUUGAACUUACAUGAAAUUGUUUUACAGAUUUCAUACAAAAUUGAUUCAAAAUAUCUUGAAAAAGUAUCUGCUGUCGGGAGUUUAAGAAGUCCAUCCAAAUAUUAACUCUACAAGUUCAAAUGAAUUAAUGGGAAAAAGAAAAAAAAAGACACCUCAAAACGAAAACUGCAAUGUAUAUUCUCUUCGAUAAAUCAAAAUUCAGGCAAACUAUUACAUUAUAUUUUUCUUGUUUUUAAGGAAAAAGUAAUUUAUGAUGGCAUAUUGUAACUAAUCUCUUUUAUUAAAUAAGUGUAAUUAUGAACAAAAACAGUUGUCAGAAAUUGAAUUUCUUGGCUUUUUGCCCAAACUCUUGUAAACUUUCAAAUCUUAUUUACACAAAGUUGACAACAAAAUGAAAGAGAAACUAGACUUGUUCAUUUGGAAUUUUCUAGUUAAGUUAUAAGUGUAAAGUGCAUAAUUAUGAGGGGCGGGGUGGUGUGGGAGCCCCUUUUUGACUUGCCAAUUACUAAUAUUCUUGGCUAUUUCACGAAAGACAAGUGCGCCAAGCACGGAAUCUCACCGUUCAAUAAUGUGAAAGCAAAACAAAAAUCAAAAUUACAGACUAGUGUUCUUAUAGAAAGCUUUGUUAUUCUUAAAGAGAGUUUUAUACAGUUAUUUGUGUAGCAGUUUGCGACAGCUAAUUCUAUUCUCUCUAAUACUUCUAGUCAGCAGAAUGGCUGACAUUCAGACUGGAUCCUAGACUUGGUUCCAAGUCGUCCUGAUAGCCGCUACAAACAGCGCCCUCUUGUGAUCUUUCUUCGGCAUUCAGCCUAUUUUAGGGUGAGUGAUAGCUAAUAGUGUGGGGGCGUUUUCGUGGCUGAGAUGCAGAAGAAUAACCGCGAUCUAAGACUUGAAUCAAGUCUAACUGGAUCCCCUUCCUAUGUUGUCUCCAAAGGUCUAUGUACUUUUUUGGGGGAAAAAACACAAUGUCCACAGGUUUACAUUAAACUUACACAGUUAGAAGAUAA
This is a messenger RNA of Asterias rubens (European starfish), 5266 nucleotides long. RefSeq lists its product as uncharacterized. NCBI's taxonomy places the organism in Eukaryota, Metazoa, Echinodermata, Asteroidea, Forcipulatida, Asteriidae. Bases 1 to 2922 code for a protein of 973 amino acids. The record is from RefSeq and is a predicted model, not a curated record. The transcript has 16 exons.